AUGGCUACAAAAAGAGAGCGCCCCAUCGAUUUCUUUGACGAAGACGAAGACGAUUUGGACUAUUUGAUUGAAGCGAGUAUCGAAAACGACAAGAAUAAAGAGAAUAAUGUACUUGGUUUAGACGAGUACCUAAAUCAGAGAUCCACUAGCAACCUAAAAGCAGCAAGCAAUGUUUUGGCAAAUGAUCCAUUCACUGAGAGCAUGGAGGAUGAAGGAUUUGACAGCAAUGCAUUUGAACAGGGCUUAUUCGAUAUCCCCGUGUGUCCUGCUUCUCCUCGAGAGAGAUCAGUAACAGCUGCUAUGGAUUUCAUGGGCAUUACUGAUAACCAGGAAAUUGAUAUCGACUUGACUGAACCAGCAAUGCCACCCAUUACCCCUGACGACAUGGCAGAUGAGGAGGCGGCGGUGGAUACCUUUGUGGAUUAUAAGGAAGUGCCUCAAACAGGAGCUUUCAUCUCGGCCACAUGUCCAACCACAGGCACAUCGCUUUUUUUCAAGAAAAAGACUCCAACAGAGCUGAAGCGUAGACAAAAGACAUUGAAUGACAUUGCCAUUAAGAAAAACCGCAGAUCAUUGCUGUCGAAACCUCUGUGGCAGUUGAGAAAAGAAAUCGAAAAGAGCAACCAGGAGGAAUUAAAGAGGAUUGAAAAGGAAAUUGAGGAUGCGAGAAGCAGAAAAAAGAAAAAGGUACAGCCAAAAGACGAUUCAGGUCAAUUGUGGGUGGACAAGUAUCGCCCCACCUCGUAUAUGGAUUUGAUGGGAGAUCAGCGUGUCAAUCGAGAUGUGCUGCGAUGGGUCAAACAAUGGGAUUAUUGCGUGUUCAAGAAAUCUGUUCAAAAGGAAUCACAGCGUGAUAAGCAGCUGAGACACUACAAGAGCACAUUUGGUGUAGAGCCCAAGUUUGCUGCCUUCAAGAAGGAUGUCAAGGAAACCAACGAUCCGUUACUCAGACCUGAAAAGAAGAUCCUACUCUUGUCAGGUCCUCCUGGAUUUGGCAAAACAACCUUGGCGCAUGUCAUUGCCAAACAAGCAGGCUACAAUAUCAUUGAAGUCAAUGCCAGUGACGAUCGUACGGGUGAAGUGGUUAAAUCAAAGAUCAAGGCGUCGUUGGAGCACCAAGCCAUCAUAAGAAAUGUGAAUGUAAAGGAAGAAAAACGAGAAAUGUCCAUGUCAUCCAAGCCCAAUUUGUUGAUUAUUGAUGAGAUUGAUGGUGCCAGUAGUGGUGGCGGUCAAGAUAGUUUUAUCAAGCAAUUAGUUCAGAUUGCCACUGCUGAACUCACCAACGAGAAAAAGGGCAAACACAAGGGGCCAAAACCUCUGCUUCGGCCUAUUAUUUGUAUUUGUAACGAUGCAUAUGCACCCGUACUUCGCCCUCUUCGUAUGGUUGCUCAGCAAGUUCAAUUCAGAAAAGUGCCAAUGAUGUCUUUAGCAAAGCGCUUACAGAACAUUUGCGAUAAUGAAGGACUGGAGAGCGAUUUGAGGACACUCAGUUUGUUAUCAGAGACAACAGAUGGUGAUUUGAGAAGUUGUCUAAACACGUUACAGUUUGUCAGAGGCAAGAGCAAUGUUCUCACGCGAGAUAUGCUGAAAGAGGCUGGUCUUGGUAAGAAAGAUAUGGGCCAAUCUGUGUUUUCUGUGUGGGAGGAUCUGUUUGCAGCACCCAAUGCCAGACUCAAGAACUCGAUUAAUAAGGAUGAUUUCGACAAUAACAGGUAUCUAAACAGAUUGACAACUGCCAUCAUGUCCAAUGGUGAAAUAGAGAGAAUCAUGCAAGGCUGUUUUGAAGCGUACCCCUUGAUGCGAUUCCACGAUGUUGCCCUGGAAAAGUUUUGCUUUAUUGGAGAAUGGCUUCAUUUUUACGACCAACUCAACUACAGAACGAAUGAAAGACAUGAAUACGACAUGUACAAGUAUUUGCCUUACCCUAUUGUCAAUUUCCACCGCUAUUUCGCUGGUGCUGCUGUUCAGGAACACCGCGUUGAAUACCCCAGAGUAGAUUAUGAAGUGUAUUCUACCAAGAAAUCGUACGAAAACUUGAUUGAGGUGUUUAUGGCGGGUAUUCAUCCUCAAAAGAGACGAUUCCUGAACCGAGACAUGAUUGCAAAUGAAUUGGUGCCCUUGUUGAUGCAUGUUAUUUCGCCUGAAUUGAAGCCGAUGAACCAGCAGUUGGUCAAGCCUGCAGAAAAGAUCAAAUUAGACAGACUGGUGCAUAUCAUGAUUGAAUUUGGGCUAUCUUUUGUGCACGAAAAGAACGAAGAAGGCCAAUAUGUGUUCAAGUUGGAACCACCUGUUGAGCAACUGCUAAACUACACACUGUCCUCACCUAAAUCAAUCUUACCAAAGCAGUAUGCUGUUCGACAAAUGAUUGCACAUGAGAUUGAAACUGAAAUCUUGAGACGAAGAGAACAAGCAUCUCAGGCACGAAAUCAGGGAAACAACAAGAAAAAACCAGAGACCAUGCUUACACCCGAGAAGAUCAAACAGAAAAUUUCUGCAGAAAAGCAAGUUGCACUUGAUUUCUUUGGCCGUGUUAUUGUGCCUAGAGCAGAAACAGGUCAACCCUUAAAAAAUCUCAAAAUGGAAGUGGAUACACCAAAAUCAAGCGUAUUCUAUAGAUACCACGAAGGCUUUUCCAAUGCUGUUCGAAAACCAAUGACAGUGCAAAUGUUCCUUUAA
Messenger RNA from Mucor velutinosus, 2676 nucleotides. RefSeq lists its product as uncharacterized. The coding region runs from base 1 to 2676 and encodes 891 amino acids. The transcript is spliced from 14 exons. NCBI's taxonomy places the organism in Eukaryota, Fungi, Mucoromycota, Mucoromycetes, Mucorales, Mucoraceae. The record is from RefSeq and is a predicted model, not a curated record. Gene Ontology annotation, molecular function: ATP hydrolysis activity; ATP binding.